Molecule: messenger RNA, 1413 nt
Organism: Mesitornis unicolor (brown roatelo)
Lineage: Eukaryota; Metazoa; Chordata; Aves; Mesitornithiformes; Mesitornithidae
Gene: CAMK1
Product: calcium/calmodulin-dependent protein kinase I
Exons: 11
Coding region: 1-1413 (470 amino acids)
Biological process (GO): peptidyl-serine phosphorylation
Cellular component (GO): intracellular anatomical structure
Molecular function (GO): calmodulin binding; calcium/calmodulin-dependent protein kinase activity; ATP binding
Source: RefSeq, a predicted model, not a curated record
AUGGGUCGCAAGGAAGAGGAUGACGGCAGCGCCUGGAAGAAACAGACAAGCAACAUCCGAAAAACAUUCAUCUUCAUGGAGGCCCUGGGAUCAGGUGCCUUUUCAGAAGUUUUCCUGGUGAAGCAAAGGAGCACGGGCAAGCUCUUUGCUCUGAAAUGCAUCAAGAAGUCUCCUCUCACAAGGGACAGCAGCUUGGAGAACGAAAUAGCAGUGCUGAAGAAAAUAAAGCAUGAAAACAUCGUGACUUUAGAAGAUAUUUAUGAGAGCACAACCCACUUCUACCUGGUGAUGCAGCUGGUCUCUGGGGGAGAGCUGUUUGACCGAAUUUUGGAACGAGGGGUUUACACCGAGAAAGAUGCGAGUGGGGUGAUCCACCAGGUCCUGACGGCGGUGAAGUACCUCCAUGAGAACGGGAUCGUGCACCGGGACCUGAAGCCUGAAAACCUCCUUUACCUUACUCCCGAAGAGAACUCCAAAAUCAUGAUCACGGACUUCGGCUUGUCUAAAAUGGAGCAGAACGGCAUCAUGUCCACCGCCUGCGGGACGCCGGGCUACGUCGCCCCCGAAGUCCUGGCCCAGAAGCCAUACAGCAAAGCCGUAGACUGCUGGUCCAUUGGAGUCAUCACCUACAUCCUGCUCUGCGGGUAUCCUCCUUUCUACGAAGAGACUGAAUCCAAACUGUUUGAAAAGAUUAAGGAAGGCUACUUUGAGUUUGAGUCUCCAUUUUGGGAUGAUAUCUCCGAGUCAGCCAAGGAUUUCAUCAAACAUUUACUGGAGAAGAACCCAAGCACGAGGUUUACCUGUGAAGAAGCCCUGCGGCACCCAUGGAUUAAUGGAAAUACAGCCCUUCACCGUGACAUAUACCCAUCUGUCAGCGCUCAGAUUCAGAAAAACUUUGCAAAGAGCAAAUGGAGGCAAGCCUUCAACGCCGCAGCCGUGGUGCACCACAUGAAGAAGCUGCACAUGAACGGCCACGCAGCAGCUGAGAGCCCCCUCCCCACCAUACAAGUCUCGGAGGCGUCCAGACCCAGCAUGCCCAUGGUGGCCACCCAGCCAGCGACACCGACCGACGACAAGGACACGCCACCCCCCCCGGUCCCCGUGCAGGGCUGCCCAAACCCCCCCGCUCAGCCGGAGCAGGACACGGCCAUGAGGAAGAUGCAGAGCCCUGCGGAGAGCGGCCUGGGGGUGCCCAACAACCACAGCCCCCCACCCAAAACGUCCUGCGGCUGCAGCCCAGCCUGCGUGGGCCAUGAGAAAACCAAGGCGUCCUUCUGCUCCGAGACUGUGCUGCUCAAAAAGUCUGCAAAAUCCCACAAUCAUUUCAAAUCGGAAGUGCUUGUCCCAAUGAAAACCAGUAAACACUCUUCCCACUGUGGCACUGGGCAAACUGGAGUCUGUUUGAUCAUGUGA